AUGGCCAUUCUCCUGCAAUACCUCAAGAUGUUCGCACCUUGUCGCAGUGUAAACAGGUUGAUGUUCUUCGGCGCAUGGGCAACAAUAAUAGCGACCUUCGUCGCAUAUGUCUUCUUCAUGUUCUGGACGCUGUUCUACUGCGCGCCGCGGAAAAUGAUCUGGUUCAAGCUCACCCCCGGCGGGAAGUGCCACGACGUCAACAACAUUAUUCUUUCCCAGGGCGCUUUCAACAUGAUCUCCGACAUCGUCAUUCUCCUUCUACCCUCCGCAUCUUUGUGGCGACUGAACGUGCCUUUGUCGAAGAAGAUCUUCGUCACUCUCAUGUUUGCGACCGGUCUACUGUAUGUAUACACCUUGUUACUCAUGGGCAACACUGACUGUGUGAACAGAGCAUGCGUUGCAUCUGCCAUGCGCAUCGUCUUCACCGUGGAAAUUGCACCAGUCAUUGCCAAGGCAGACGUCUCCCACAAUGGCCUCUUCAUUGGCCUCUGGACCGAAGCCGAAGCCUCACUUGGCUUCAUCAUAGCUUGUGCCCUAUGCCUACCAAAGCUGAUACAGGCAAAAGGAAAGAAAGUACGCAUGGCUCUCACUUACGCCUCGGGACCAUGGUCGUCAAAACUCAGGAAGAGCGACUCGUGGAAUGGACAAAAGAGUACCCAGGUGGACUCAAGAUCUUCGAAGCAAGAGGAACUUGGUCGGCCAAUGUACUACGAGGAGCGGGAGGAGGUCAAACGGCUCACACAGGCUAAGCUACAGCCUCAAAAGCACCAACAUGACCUGUACGUCAUACCUAGUACAGCAGGGAGCAGUGUAUAUGCACCCAGCAUCUAUUCAGCAAGUCAGUACUCGCUGGGCACCAAGUCGAAGCGUUGGAGUCAGGAUGUGGAAAGCAUAGACAUCGACUUGGGAGUACAUGACCGUGCUAAUGGAUCGCGAGCCAUUGAGUCGCGAAGUAUGAUACGCCUAUAG
This is a messenger RNA of Parastagonospora nodorum SN15, 969 nucleotides long. RefSeq lists its product as hypothetical. The record is from RefSeq and is a predicted model, not a curated record. The transcript has a single exon. Lineage: Eukaryota; Fungi; Ascomycota; Dothideomycetes; Pleosporales; Phaeosphaeriaceae. The coding region runs from base 1 to 969 and encodes 322 amino acids.